Molecule: messenger RNA, 1236 nt
Organism: Colletotrichum orchidophilum
Lineage: Eukaryota; Fungi; Ascomycota; Sordariomycetes; Glomerellales; Glomerellaceae
Product: splicing factor u2af-associated protein 2
Exons: 1
Coding region: 1-1236 (411 amino acids)
Biological process (GO): mRNA splicing, via spliceosome
Cellular component (GO): U2-type spliceosomal complex; U2 snRNP
Molecular function (GO): RNA binding
Source: RefSeq, a predicted model, not a curated record
AUGGCGGAUCACCUGAAGGACCCCCUGCCGACGUUCGUCGAGGACUUCGGCAACGAUGAGCGCAUCUCCUUCUCUAAACUCGACAACAAAUACCUUGCCGUCCUUGACAACGGCACUGAGCUCGAGUUCGACCCGGCAACAUCCGCGUGGGCCGAGGCUGCGGACGAACCCAUAGAGCCCCUCGAUGACGAAGACGAGACCGCGGCGCAACUAGCAGACCUCUCGAGAGCAGGCGCCGGCCCGAGUUACAGCAACGGAAGCCACAAUCCCAGGAAACGGAAGGACUCGCCCACGUCAGCAGAUGCAGGCGGCGGUGCGGACAGACAACACAGCGGUGACGGCAACGGCGGCAACGACAACGGUAACGGCCGGGCGCGUCCCGCAAAGAAGGCCAAGCCGGCGCGCGCACCGCCGCCGCCGCGCCAAAACACCGCAGUCUACGUCACAGGUCUACCUGCUAAUGCGACGGUGGACGAGGUCCACGAGCUGUUCUCGCGCAAAGCCGGCGUGAUCGCGGAGGAGAUUGAUAGCGGCCGGCCGCGGAUCAAGAUGUACACGGACGAGGGCGGCAAAUUCAAGGGCGAUGCGCUCGUCGUCUUCUUCAAACCCCAGAGCGUGGAGAUGGCCAUCAUGCUGCUGGAUGACACCGAGUUCCGCUUCGAACUGGGCCAGGACGGGGCGGCGCCGACGAGGAUGAAGGUCCAGGCUGCGGACUCGAGCUACAAAAAGACAAAGUACGACGAGGAAACGAAUGCCGGGGAAGGGGGGAAUAACGGGCAGGCAGGAGCAGCCGCCCGGCCCCAGCGGAGCAACAACAACGGGGACAAGCAGAAGAUCAUCCGCAAGACGCAAAAGAUGGCCGCGAAGCUGGCGGACUGGAGCGACGACGACGUGGCGGCGAUACCCGCGGAGAGCACCUCCAAGCGGAACCGGACAGUGAUCCUCCGGCACAUGUUCACGCUCGCGGAACUGGAGGAGGACCCGGCGGCGCUGGUGGAGAUCAAGGAGGACAUUCGCGAGGAAUGCGGUAAGCUGGGCAGGGUCACCAACGUGGUGCUUUACGACGAGGAGCCAGAUGGCAUCGUCGGUGUCAAGUUCUCCGACGCCCAGGCCGCCCAGGCGUGUAUUCAGCUCAUGAACGGGCGGGCGUUUGACGGGCGGAUUGUGGAGGCGAGCAUAGCUAAGCCCAGGGAGAAGUUUAGGAUGUCUAGGGGCCAAGUGAGCGACAGCGACUAA